Molecule: messenger RNA, 3806 nt
Organism: Salvelinus sp. IW2-2015
Lineage: Eukaryota; Metazoa; Chordata; Actinopteri; Salmoniformes; Salmonidae
Product: rap guanine nucleotide exchange factor 4-like
Biological process (GO): Ras protein signal transduction; positive regulation of GTPase activity
Cellular component (GO): plasma membrane
Molecular function (GO): guanyl-nucleotide exchange factor activity
Source: RefSeq, a predicted model, not a curated record
CGAGCUCAGUUUAUUAACGGCGCCGCACCGAUAACCACGCUGAAGCCGCCCUCCUGUAGCAUCUCCCGGUUUCUCAAUCACACCCCAUUUCUCGGGAAAGAUGGUCGCGGUGGAAACAUCCCCCAACUCGUCUCCUUCGGCGGAAUGGGUCGGCUGUCUGGAUAAAAGGCCUGCAGAGCGUUCCGGAGAGGAUGUGGAUAUUAUUCUGACCAGACUAAAAGGGGUUAAAGCCUUCCAGAGGUUCCACCCCUCCUUGCUGCUGCAGAUCUGCUCCUGUGCCUUCUACGAAUACCUGGAGAAAGGCAUCACCUUGUUCCGCCAGGGUGACAUCGGGACCAGCUGGUAUGCUGUUCUGUCUGGCUCUCUGGACGUCAAGGUGUCGGAAACAGCCAACCACCAGGAUGCUGUCACUAUCUGCACGCUGGGAAUCGGCACGGCGUUUGGAGAGUCGAUUCUGGAUAAUACUCCUCGCCACGCCACCAUCGUCAGCAGAGAGACCAGCGAACUGCUCCGCAUYGAACAGAGAGAGUUCAAGAGUCUAUGGGAGAAGUACCGUCAGUGUAUGGCUGGACUUCUGGCCCCUCCAUAUGGAGCCAUGGAGAGUGGAUCCAACAAUGAUCGGCUGGCAGACAAAGACAGUCUAGGUUCCAAUACUCUCAGCCUCAUGAACAAGUCUCUCAACAAGGUUCAGUCAGAGAAGCUGCAGCGAGGGGGGAAGGUGAUGCGAAACGCCAUCCUCUCCAGAGCACCCCACAUGAUCAGAGACCGGAAGUACCACCUCAAGACAUACAGGCAGUGUUGCGUAGGUACAGAGCUGGUAGACUGGCUGGUGCAACAGAGUACCUGUGUACACACUCGCUCUCAUGCUGUAGGGAUGUGGCAGGCUCUGCUGGAGGAGGGAGUACUGAACCACGUGGACCAAGAGCUGGGUUUCCAGGACAAGUACCUGUUUUACCGUUUCCUUGACGACGAGGAGGAGGACACCCCGUUGCCUAGCGAGGAGGAGAAGAGAGAGAGUGAGGAAGAGCUUCCUGAGACCAUCCUCUUCCUUGCCCAGAUAGGACCUGACGCCCUGCUGCGCAUGAUCCUCCGCAAACCUCCUGGUCAGAGGACAGGUGAUGAUUUGGAGAUCAUCUAUGAUGAGACUUGCUUCACAUCAGUCUUAUCCCACCUCUCCAACACUGUGAAGAGGGAGCUGGCCAGUGUUCUGAUAUUUGAGUCCCACGCCAAAGCAGGAACCGUGUUGUUUAACCAGGGUGAGGAGGGCACAUCCUGGUACAUCAUCCAAAAGGGCUCUGUCAAUGUGGUCAUCUACGGCAAGGGUGUGGUGUGUACCCUGCACGAGGGAGAUGACUUUGGGAAGCUGGCGCUGGUGACGGACUCUGCUCGAGCUGCCUCCAUCGUCCUCAGAGAAGACAACUGCCACUUCCUCCGAGUGGACAAGGAAGACUUCAACAGGAUACUCAGGGACGUGGAGGCGAAUACAGUGCGCCUGAAGGAGCAUGAGCAGGCUGUGCUGGUCCUGGAGAAGAGUCCCAGAGCCUCUACUCUGGGAAACAUCAAGUACACUGUGAUGUCUGGAACCCCUGAGAAGAUCCUAGACCACUUCCUGGAGACCAUGAGGAUGGACACACACCACGCUGACCCAGAUCCUGCGGUAGAUGACUUUGUYCUCAUGCACUGUGUCUUCAUGCCUAACAGCCAGUUCUGCCAACUGCUCAUGGCACACUACCAUGCGGUGGCUCCCCCGGGUUCGGAGCAGGAGAGGUUGGAGUACGCUGUUACCUCUAAAAGACGAGUCCUCAAUCUGGCCCUCCGCUGGGCUGCAGUACACACACACCAUCUACAGGAGGAGCAAGCAGCACUCACAUUCCUGGAGGAGCUGUAUGGGAGUGUGUCCAAUGACUCACGGAUCCUCAGAGCUCUGAAAGACUUUGUACCCGACUUGGAGAAGGUCGUCAAACUACAUUCAGAAGAGGCCAAAUUGAAAAAGCAGAAGGUCCUUCUUAGAGAGUUCAGCAACGGAGACGAGAGACUAGCGAAGAAACAACCCAUCAGGAACUGUGACGAAAUCCUAUUGAAGGUGUACUGCAGUGACCAUACCUAUACCACCAUCCGGGUUGCCGUGGCAGCCACAGGGAGAGAGGUGACCAGUGCUGUGGCUGACAAACUGGCCUCAAACGAUGACCUGCUAUUGGUCCACCUCAGCUCCGCAGGCGAGAAGCAGAUGCUGAGGCCCAAUGAUGUGUCCGUAUUCUCCACUCUGAGCACCAACGGGCGUAUGUUCGCCUGUCCCAGGGACCAGCUGAAUGCUCUGACCCCUCUCCCAGACCAGGAGGGGCCCUCAGCGGGGUCCAUGUCCAGUUUUGAGCUGAUGAGUUCUAAAGACCUGGCCUACCAGAUGACCCUGUACGACUGGGAACUCUUCAGCUGCGUGCACGAGCAUGAGCUGUUGUACCACACCUUUGGCCGUCAGAGCUUCAGGAGAACCACCGCCAACCUGGACCUCUUCUUACGCAGGUUCAACCAGGUGCAGCUGUGGGUUGUGACCGAGGUGUGUCUGUGUGGUCAGCUCAGCAAACGGGUUCAGCUGCUCAAGAAGUUCAUCAAGAUCGCUGCUCACUGCCGGGAGUUUAAGAAUCUGAACUCGUUCUUUGCCAUCAUCAUGGGUAUGAGCAACCCUGCAGUCAGCCGACUCGCCCAGACCUGGGAGAAACUCCCCAGCAAGUUCAAGAAGUUCUACGCUGAAUUUGAAAGCAUGAUGGACCCAUCCAGGAACCACCGGGCCUACCGGCUGACCGUCACCAAAAUCGAGCCGCCAAUCAUCCCCUUCAUGCCCCUCCUCCUCAAAGACAUGACUUUCAGUCACGAGGGCAACAAGACAUUCAUAGACAACAUGGUCAACUUUGAGAAGAUGCGGAUGAUUGCAAACACCAUCCGGGCAGUGAGACACUGCAGGAGUCAGCCGUUCAACCCUGAGGUGUGUCAGCCCAAUAAGAACCAUGCGGAGGUGAGGGGUUACGUCAGAAAGCUGUGUGUGAUUGACAACCAGCGGACCCUGACAACGCUCUCCUAUAGGCUAGAGCCCCGCAGGACCUGAGCCCGCCCACCAUCACGGUAGUUACAUGUGUGACAUCAUACAGAACCCUCAAGCCUCUGCGAGAGAUCACAGGUAACCUUCAUCACUGUGACAUGACAUGGCUUCAUCGGGCCUCUAUGACUUCAUCUGGAAAACUCAGACCUCUGACAUCACAUGGAAUUCUUAGCCCUCUAUGACAUCACACAGAACCAUCAGUCUAUGCGACAUCACAUAGAAGAGCGAUGAUUAAAGAUCCGAGACUCUCGUUAAGUGUAAGGUUACUGUACAUGUAGAUAGAAAACUGCAAGUACUUAAAGUGACUGAAAAAAAAUCUGAUUUUAAAAAUUAAAAACUAUAGAUUGUAGGUCUUUUUAGUGAUUAUCAGUAUCCCUUACUAUAAGCAGAUGUAAAAAAUAUGAAGAAAGUAUAUUGUACCAGUUUCACAAAUACCAAGACAUUUUACGUAGUGUUAUAGAGAUGCAAAACCCCUAGCAUUGUUAAGCACCGCUCUGAAAUCUUUCCUCAAAUUCUUGUGUUAACGCACAACUCAUGUAGCAUAUUGUUAUUUCUGUUUAAUCAGUCAUCCUUCUCAGUUGUGUUCUCGUCAUGUACUUUUGUAUAUGUAGAUACAGUAUAUUUGACUUGUGUCUCUUGUUUUACCUCAGGACCUCAUUAUGAUGUCAGUGUGUCGAGUGUCUAGUCUGUCUGAUCUUUCAAUAAAAAAUGA